Messenger RNA from Phytomonas sp. EM1, 3696 nucleotides. NCBI's taxonomy places the organism in Eukaryota, Euglenozoa, Kinetoplastea, Trypanosomatida, Trypanosomatidae. The record is from the annotation of a GenBank genome assembly.
AUGGAGUAUUUGCGCAGCUGUCUUCCAGGUGUUCGUUUCCGCCGUGCGCGACUCCAUGACGCCGCACCGCUGCGGGAGUGUAUGGAUUCGUGGCAGCUGAGCUCGGACGGUGUUCCAUCCCAACAUGCUUCCUGGGAUAAGCCUGAAGGUGGGUCAGACGUCUUUGUGGACCUCAUUCAGGCCUCCUAUUUAUGCAUUUCGGCGGUAUCAAGCACGCAGGAGAGCCUGUUGCUGGGGUUCCUGGCGUUAGGUACAGGGCCUCGGCUCGGCGUUGCAGCUAGCAUUAGCGCCGCGCAAAAAUCAGCCUCUCCGGUUGAAUCUUCAUUCAAUGUGGAGGAGAGGUUAGUGGCCGCACUUAAUGAGCCUCAAUGGGAUGAUGUUCUGCGCCGUCUAGCCUAUGUAGCCGUUGACGAGGGUAUGGAUCAGAACAAGUCCCUUGAUUCCAUCCGACCCUGCAAUACAUUGUGGUUAAACAUGCUCAUGGCACCGCCUUCGACUUUUCAUUCGCAGCGUUUUUCCCCUCGAUCCACCAAUGACACGGGGACGCUGUUGAAGCGCACGCCCCAUGGCGGACUACACAAAUAUGGAGAGGCAACUCUUCAGAGUAUCACCAAGCAAAAGCAGGAGGAGGAGUGUGGCGGCGUCUCGAAGUUCGCGUACACCUCUAUGGAGCUAACUCGUGAACUCCUUGCGGUGGCUCUGAGCGCGACGCAGGGGAUCGAGAACCUUUUGUGUCCGCUUCCAUUGCUAUCUUUGCCGUCCAAGGCGAAGGACGGCGAUCUUUUCCCGCAGUUUCUUGGGAUGGGCACCCUCUUGGCCCCCACUCUCAGGCACUUUCCCGGUGCCGGAGCGCUGCCAUCCGUUUUUGCGCAGCGGCAGAAAAUUCUCCUCUUGCCCCGACAAAGCAUCCUGCCACGUUUAAACAUCCGCCACGGCUGCCAAGAGGAUUACGAUGACUUCGUCCCCCUUCUCCUUAAUGGUGUCGGCGUGCACAUCCGGUUGCCUAAUGAAUUUUAUCUCGAGGAACUUCUUAAGGAUCAGGAUGACACCCACAAGGUGCUUGUUGCGGAGAAUCCUCAGACCUACGAAGUAGUCGGGUUCGCUUGUGCCCACGUGAUUUCUCUCACCGAGCAUCAUGUGCUCUCGAGGUCCUAUCAGAUGGGGACGUACGAUAAGUUGUUCGAUAAAAAGGUGGGUUCAGUCUCGUUGUCUGCCAAAGGCGGGUCCGCAGCGGCGGCAGCCACGCAGAUGGUACAAAUAGACUUCCUGUAUUGGGAUCCGGACUACGAGGGGUCCUCGUUGGACUUGCUUCGUGGGCUGUUCCGCGCCUUCCCGACGUGUUCAGAUGCCUUUAUUGUACUUCCACAUACCACGCGGGACUCGAGCCUGUUGAAGCAUUUCCAUUACGUUCCUAUUCGUCCGUAUGAGCCAUAUGUCAGUCGGGAUGACGUCGCGCCCAUGCCGGAAGGUUUAUGGAUUUGUUCGCGUGACAGCUUUUCAACGGCCUGUGUGGGGUUAGUGCGUUCGUUAGAGGAGGUUGCUGAGGUAGAGAAUGGGCUGCUACGAACUCAGACCUACGAUAUAACCUAUGAUGAGAUGGAGAGACUUUCCUCAGAUUUACGCCGCUCGGUGCUUGUGGAUGUGCCAAAUCAGGACCAGCCGGAUGGUGCAUGCCUUGUUGAUAGCGAUUACACUUCAAAAGAGGGUUUCAAUGGCUCGAGAGCCAUUGUCUUCACCCUUUCACGUAUCUCUUCGGAGUGGCAAACAUCUACUCCUACAGAGUUGGCUGGUGUUGCUUCCCUCUGCAGGGUUACGGUGAAAGGGCUUCAUGCUCUGCGUGCCAACUAUAACAUUGAUAAUUAUGUUUAUUUCUUCUCGCGACGCGGGCGAGACUACGCAGCCACAGAUAUUCACGCACCAGCGUUCCACAACUAUGCCGAAAGCUUCAAUCCAUGUGAGGUAAAGGACAUGUUUAUGCCAACUAUUUUGAUUCGUAGCAUGUACGUUAAGCCAGUCUAUCGGGGUUGGAUUCGCUUUUUUGUUCGAGAGCUCUUAAGACUGUGCAAGGCUGACAUCGCGGUGUUGUUCCCCGUAAGAGGGCAGGGACAACUGUUUCCUCCUCUAGUUAGGGAGUUCCUCCCUUGCCAGGCUCGACGCGUGGUGGAGCAGACGAUAAUAGGAGACUCUACUGAGGGGGCGUCGGUGUCGGCGAUUGAUCCGGCAGCUCUUGGAUCCCUUUUCAUCGCCACACCUCGCUACUUGGGGGAUGAAAAGGUUAGCUUGUAUGCGCGUAUCGUGGUGAUUGGUGCCGGCGCGACGGCUUUGUCUUUUUUCCAUCGACUUUUAAGCAUUCCUUACGUGCGCUUUGUCAACCUUGUGCUUGUCUCCACUGACGGCUUUCCGCUCCACGCAAACCAGGCACGGGCUGACAUCGCCGGGGCGCACGUCGACGGCCUCGGCAGUCAGCACAGGGGAGCGUGGCUGGCGGAUACAAUGGAGUUGCUCGAGCGCGAGCACCACUUUAUUGCCGUAAGUCAGGCUAUUCGCGUCGUCGCCGGGAGGCUGGUGGACAUUGACAAAGCUAACCGUUGUGUGGCCAUCGACAACGCCGUUUUUGAGCCCUAUGACUAUUUGAUCUUAGCGACCGGGCGGCAGUACGUCGUGCCGCCGAGCAUUCUCCAGCUGCUCCAACAGGAGGGGCGCGGCGUGCCGGAGAAGUGCAUUAUUCCUCUUAACGACGCCGCUGCCUUCCACCGCGCACGAGAGUCACUGGAUAACCUCAGCAAGAACGUGAAUGGCGUGCCGAACGUGCUGGUGUACGGCUCGUCGUUGGACGCUUAUUCAGUGGUGACGGCCAUCCUGCAGCGUGAAGGCUUUUCACCCCAGCGAGUGGUGGUGUGCAGCCGCGACCCCCGCACCCCGCAUGUCGACGAGGCGUCGUCGCAGGCGGCGCUCACCGUGCUGCGUUCGCUCGGCACGAACGUGUUUCGUGGCUUUGACCUCGGACGCAUCGAAUUCAACGAGGAUGGAGGGCUGACUUCGGUGGUGCUGGAGCCCGUGCCCGCGACGGAGUCCGCCCACGCUGCGGCGUCUCCCGUGGAGCUCAGCUGCGGCCUGAUUUUGUGUGUGGAGGAUAAGGAUAUCGACCCCAGAAUCCUUUGUGCGCUUAAUAAACGUUCCAUUGUCCUUGAUGGCCGUAUCAUUGUGGAUAAGGACUACCAGACCACCGACCCGCGUAUACUCGCAGCGGGCCCGGUGGCUAUGUGGACUCGGCGCUACGGUGUAACCCCCAAUUUUGAAGAUUUUAACGCACGUGAUGUUGGCUACGACUUGGCCUGCAAGGUAUUAAUCAAGCUCGGCUUCGCAGAAUUCUCAUCUGCGCACCUUUCAAAACAGGAUGGCCAGGGCAAUGGCAAGCCCUCCGAUGACGUUACAAGCGCAGCCGCCGGCAAUGGGGUACUUCCCACCUUUCAGUGCGAUCCAAGCGUCGAGUCCGAUACGAUCGGGAGGUUUUUGAGGCGAGACGUGGAGCAAGCUGAGGGGGGGGGGGCGGCUGGCUUCCGCAGCAGGGGCAGGUGGGGCCGAAUCUCUCGGUGUUUUCGACCCCGCGGGCGCGCCGCGUCGUGUUCCCGUUCGGCUUUGAGUACUUCUCAGUUGAGUGCGUCUCCUUCGCGGAGGACACGUGCGAGGUGCUGA